UCACACUCCAAUAUUGAGAGCAUAAAGAAGACUAGGUCAAUAAAUUUUGGGUCGAGACAAAAUAAUGACUUGCAUUGACUUCCAAAAACUGUGGAAAAUUUACAUUCUCAAUUCUCAGUCUCCAAAAUUUUAGGCUCACAAGAAGUGUUUUAGAUUUGAAUAUAAAUGGCAUUUGUAGGCUUCUCGUUUUCUCACACAAUUAGCACUCACAAUAUGGAUGCAUUUUCCCCAUUUUCCCUUCUUUCGCUUCUCUUAUUGUUUUCAUGUCUUAGCCUCUCUGCUGCACACAACAUAACUCAAAUCAAAAGUGAUGAAUUCAUACUUGUUGCCUUAAAAUCCCACAUCACUUCGGAUCCUUACAAUAUUUUGAAAAAUAACUGGACAAGUGGAACCUCGUUUUGCACGUGGAUAGGAGUUACUUGUGAUUCACGUCGUAGCAGGGUGACUGAAUUAGAUAUCUCGGCUAUGGGACUUGAAGGAAGCAUUCCACAGGAAAUUGGAAAUCUUUCUUCACUUGGUCAUUUAGAUUUGAGUUGGAACUCUUUUCAUGGUUGUAUUCCUCUCUAUCCAUUUUUAAAUUUGUAGUUAGUAGAAUCUAUUUAUUUAUAAGGUAAUCCUAUCAGGUCGGCUACCAAAGGACAUUUGCAGUCACAAUAACCUUCGAAGACUCAAACUACUUAACCUAUCGAGGAAUGAAAUGGAAGGAGAUAUACCGUCAAGUUUGUACCAAUGUCCACAACUCGAGAGUAUUGACUUGUCAGGCAACAACUUUGGUGGAUAUGUGCCUGCACAAAUUUGGAAUAUCACACUGCUUAAGGAAUUAGACCUUGGUGUGAACAAUUUGAGAGGCCGCCUACCAAAAGACAUUUGCUCGCAUAACAACCUUCAAAGACUCAAACUACUUAGCCUGUGGUGGAACGAAUUGGAGGGAGAUAUACCAUUGAGUUUGGGUCAAUGUACACAACUUGAGAGUAUUGACUUGUCAUACAACAACUUUGGUGGAAAUGUCCCUCGAGAAAUUGGGAACAUCACACAGCUUAAGGAAUUAAGCCUUAAUAGGAACAAUUUGAAAGGUGAUAUUCCGAAAGAGAUUGGUUAUCUUAAUUAUUUAGAGGUAUUGAGCAUGAGCAACAACAAAUUCAGUGGACGAUUACCAAGACAACUUUGGAAUGUCACGACUCUUCGUGAAUUACGCAUUGGCAACAUCUCUUUAAUUGGUAUAUCAUUACUCUUUCUGCUAAUUUUUUUUAUUGAGGCAUUAACCACCUUUAUUGUUAUUUCUAAUAAGCCAAUUGUUAAUCAUAUUUAUCGUCACUUUUCUGUCCUAUUUUCUGUUCUUUGA
Salvia miltiorrhiza (redroot sage) is the source of this 1342-nucleotide messenger RNA. RefSeq names its product receptor kinase-like protein Xa21. The transcript has 3 exons. Gene Ontology annotation, molecular function: protein binding. The record is from RefSeq and is a predicted model, not a curated record. Lineage: Eukaryota; Viridiplantae; Streptophyta; Magnoliopsida; Lamiales; Lamiaceae. Bases 698 to 1342 code for a protein of 214 amino acids.